Messenger RNA from Sander lucioperca (pikeperch), 1135 nucleotides. It is a transcript of the gene rchy1, whose product is annotated as ring finger and CHY zinc finger domain containing 1. The record is from RefSeq and is a predicted model, not a curated record. Gene Ontology annotation, cellular component: nucleus. The transcript has 9 exons. Gene Ontology annotation, biological process: ubiquitin-dependent protein catabolic process; protein ubiquitination. Lineage: Eukaryota; Metazoa; Chordata; Actinopteri; Perciformes; Percidae. Gene Ontology annotation, molecular function: ubiquitin protein ligase activity; zinc ion binding. Bases 36 to 989 code for a protein of 317 amino acids.
CAAACGGAGGAGGGCAGUGAUGCUGCGUCUACCCUAUGGUCUACGCCGUCAAAAAGGAGGAGAAAAAGAAAAGAGGGCGACCUCGUCAUCGCACUAGAAGAAGAGCCAAUUUUGGAAGAGACAUGGCUUCCCCUGCCGGUUGUGAGCAUUAUGUGCGCAGCUGCUUAUUGAAAGCACCCUGCUGUGGUAAACUGUAUGUGUGUCGGCUGUGCCAUGAUGCAGAGGAGAACCACCAGAUGGAUCGAUUCAAAGUCCGAGAGGUGCAGUGCUCUGAGUGUCAAACAGUGCAGAAGGCGCAGCAGACUUGCCAGCAGUGUCAUGUGCAGUUUGGGGAGUAUUACUGUGACAUUUGCCACUUGUUUGACAAGGAUAAGAAGCAGUACCACUGUCAGCCCUGUGGAAUAUGCAGGAUUGGGCCCAGGGGGAAGUAUUUCCAUUGUGAAAAGUGCAAUCUGUGUUUAGCCCAGGAUCUGCGGGGAAACCACAAGUGUGUUGAAAAUGUUUCGAGGCAGAACUGCCCAGUGUGUAUGGAGGAUAUUCACACAUCCAGAAUUGGAGCUCACGUUCUUCCAUGCGGCCAUCUUUUACACAAGACCUGCUUCGAUGACAUGGUCAGAACAGGAGCGUAUCGCUGCCCCCUGUGUAUGCACUCUGCCUGGAACAUGGAGGACCAAUGGGAUCAAAUCGACAAUGAGAUUGCCCAGUCACCGAUGCCCACUGAAUACCAGGGUGCUACUGUCAAAAUUAUAUGUAAUGACUGCCAAGCCCAUUGCAUGGUGCCUUUCCACGUGCUGGGGAUGAAGUGCAGCGGCUGUGGCUCGUACAACACAGCACAGGACGGAGGACUGAUCCAGCAGCCUGAGCGACAGCAGCCUGAACAACAGCAGCCUGAACAACAGCAGCAGCCAGAGCAGGACGCUGAGAACGAGGCAGAAACAGACACAGAGCCAGAGCAGCAAGAUCCACCUCAGUCACCCACGCCACAUUAAGAUUGCAGCCAACCACACUGGGGGACAUUUGUGCUUUAAACAUUUGACUGGUGCACUUACUGUACUAACUUACAUUGAGUGUAACGGUAGACUGAGCCAAUAUUCCCAGAUUGUACAAAAUACCAAAAAAAAAUCCAUCUAUUUUC